UAAGCACGUCAAAUAAAGAUGUCAAUCACAAUCGCAUUGUUUCCUUUGGAGUCAUCCGGGUAGUCACCCGGAGGCAACAUACCCCGGCAUCCCCCACAUCUACAUUGGUGACCCCGACUACACAAGCAACCUCGACGGCACAAGAAACCCAGACUUCGAAAUUCAGACGAUAGGAUGGCAUUGCCACAAUCGCACGCGACGGCUACGCAAGAAAUCGCAGCGGUGACGUCAGUCACCUCCCGGAUUCCUGAUUUCUGGACAGAUCAGCCCCGUGUAUGGUUUGUCAGGGCGGAAUCCGUGCUGUUACCACAAAAGAUGGGAGAUGAUACUAAAUUCAACAUCGUGGUGUCGAAAUUGGGAAAGGAUGUGAUACAACAAAUCACAGACAUCCUUUUCUCACCUCCCGAACAAGACAAAUAUGGAGCUCUUAAGAAGAAGCUGCUGGACAUUUUUGAGGAAUCAGAAACGAGGCAGCUGCAGAAGCUCAUCAGCGAGAUGGACUUGGGAGAACAGAAACCGUCUCAGUUGUUACGCAGGAUGAAGGACCUGGCUCGGGAGAAGCUUCCGGACGAUACUCUCCGUAUUUUGUGGCAGACGCAUUUACCGCAAGCAGUCCGUGCAGUUCUGGCAGUCACGGAAACCAAGAACCUGGAUCAACUGGCCAACGUCGCAGAUAAAGUAGCAGAAUCCAUCCAGCCACCUCAAUUGGCGGAGGUCAAGACAAGUGGCGGUCUUCGGCAAGACCAGGACAACGACGUGCAUGCGGCCAUCGCGGAGCUGAGCCACAAGUUCGACCAGUUACUGAAGAGCCGUACAUCAUCUCGCCCGCCCUAUAGAGGUAACAGCCGUGGGCAGCGACGGCGUUCGCAGUCCCGUGCGCCGAGUGAUUGGGUAUGUUUUUACCAUUACCGUUUCAAAGACCGUGCUACCAAAUGUAUGCCCCCUUGCGCUUUUAAGAAGGGAAACCCCUAGAGGUGCAGGUCACGGAGGCGGAUGCCUGCACCAUCGCCCCAGCACAACGCCUAUGCAUCUUGGACAGUAAUAGUGGAUAUAAUUUUUUAAUAGAUACCGGCGCAAACGUAUCCGUCAUUCCAGUA
Pieris brassicae (large cabbage white) is the source of this 1097-nucleotide messenger RNA. RefSeq lists its product as uncharacterized. The record is from RefSeq and is a predicted model, not a curated record. The transcript has a single exon. Bases 175 to 972 code for a protein of 265 amino acids. NCBI's taxonomy places the organism in Eukaryota, Metazoa, Arthropoda, Insecta, Lepidoptera, Pieridae.